AUGCCCAUCACGGAACUGUCAUGCUUCGUAUGUGGUGCCUCCAUUGAACAUUCCGACUAUCGACCAGGAUGGAUGGCUCGGUUCAGGGCGCUAUACACAGUUCUUGAAAACUGGGAUGCCGCGCGUGUCUCUGGAGUUGGGGAACGGCAUCAAUUCGAAGAUGUUAUUCCCCUUGACCAGUCAGUUGAUGUCGAUGUAUCCGAGUCCACCAUGGACGACGGAUCGGUGCAGAUCCAUCUUAUGAAGUCGGAAUUUGGCGAGAAAUACCCUCCAGACCCGCCAUUGAUACCUAAACCACUCUGGGGAUUUCCACUUCAUGACCCAUGCUGGGACCUUUUAUGCUCAACUGAUGCCCGGUUCCAAGAGCCACGCACUGUUCAGGCUCUUUUUGAUCUUUGCAUGUCGCAUCCAACGCAGAAUGGUGUGCUGAACUGGGGACACAACUAUGGCGGCCUUGUUGGGUACGAUGUGGAUGUCGAAAAGCUGCUUCCCGGGGAGGAGGUGAAACUACGGGGACCGGAUCGAGUAGAGAGGUCCCACCAAUCUAACCCGAUGGAUCUUCCCAUGUGUAUUACAGGCUCAUGCGACUGGCUGUAUAUUCAGGCGAAAGGCGGCUCGUUUAGACGUUACAAUGCCGACAAAGACCCCAAGUUCUGUAACCCGAUCGAGGGUGACCCAUUCGGCCGCUUGGCGCCCGAGCUCCUCCUCGAUAUCCUUUUCCGUCUAGACUCGAGAAGCGUUGCGAAUCUUCGGCUUGCUUCCAGAGCCAUGGUCAACCUUGGGCUCCCAGAGAUGUUUUGGUUUUCAAGGUUCUGGCCCGGCCGGGAAUGCGAGCACAUUUUCGCAAAGCCUGCUUUUCGAGAUGCAGGCUCCCUAUGGAUAAACAUUUACGACCGAGUUCAGUUGUUAUGGAACUACCCAUCGGUCAAGAAUAGGCGGCGUAUCUGGAAUCUGGCCUGUCAGCUCAGAGACUGGGUUAUGUUGAGACUUGAGUCGCCUGUUUGCCAUGGAUCUCUCUGCAAGUCCUUUUUCCAUCCCGACGGGGCAAACGAGGAUAAAGAAUGGCACACGGCAGAAUCCCGGGUUUCUCCAGGCACGUCCAUCUUCUCUGUAGGUUGUCGGUCGCUGAGUGAUGCAACAGUCACCAUCUCGGGUCAAAUAUCCAAGGUCUGGGCGUCAUUGAUAAUGCUCAACGGGAAGAGAUAUGUUUCUGGCCUCCGAAUUUCCCAACCAGACGCGAAAUCCGUUCAGCUUGGAUAUCGUCACCCCGAGCACGAGGUCGCCUUUACUUGGGAUUCGCCUUUGGAGCCGUCUGACCCCUUUGUGGGGUUUCAUGUGGCAAUAGACAAUCAAGGUAUCCGUGGACUUCGCAUGAUAUCAACCCAGGGAGUCUCAUCACGCUGGAAUGGAGAUCACGAGGGUGUCCCGAAAAAGUCUAUUACGUGCAAUGGCCAAGUGCAGGCUGUCAAAGGAGGGUUUGAUGCUCUGAAAAUGGUAUCGAUAGCUGUGCACAGCCUUCAGAAGGGCAUGGAGCAGAGAAAGACUGUGUCGGGGGAGUCUGCCCUCUGGUACCCUGAGCUCCCAGACCCUACAUUGCAGCUCAUGCCCGUACAAAGCCAGCGCCUUCCCCGCCUGAUGGGUCAUAUGCCCUAUUCGAUGUGUCUAUUUGGGGGGAACGACGGCAGGCUUCUUCCAUAUCUCACAGAAAUCGCCGUCUGGAUUGUCGACCGUUCUGAUCUCGGUAUACACGCCGACAACUUUCACAUCUGGGCCCUCGAGUUUCACUACAGCAGCCAGGAAGAAGGCCUCAAAUCCUUGAUUGUUGGCCAGGUCCCAGAAGCAGAUCCAGUAACAGGCACCUAUAAGCGUCAUCGCUACCAAGUUUUCAUCGACUCUCCCAAUGGGGAGAGAAUAAAUGGCGUCGACACCUUGUUUCAGGACCCUUUCUUUCCAUUCGGCUUGACUUUCCAUACAAAUUAUGGAAGAAGCAUGCAGAUCCCACCGAACUUUGGCUCGGUUAUAUCAGAGGACGACAUUUCCACCAAUAGGUUACGACCAACGCAGGGAACGAUUGUUGGGCUCUUUGGGGUACUCAAACAUGACGUUGUUUUCCAGCACUUGGGUGUGGCGUGCAUUCCGUCGUGA
Molecule: messenger RNA, 2145 nt
Organism: Fusarium keratoplasticum
Lineage: Eukaryota; Fungi; Ascomycota; Sordariomycetes; Hypocreales; Nectriaceae
Product: F-box domain-containing protein
Exons: 5
Coding region: 1-2145 (714 amino acids)
Molecular function (GO): protein binding
Source: RefSeq, a predicted model, not a curated record